Molecule: messenger RNA, 3891 nt
Organism: Fusarium proliferatum ET1
Lineage: Eukaryota; Fungi; Ascomycota; Sordariomycetes; Hypocreales; Nectriaceae
Exons: 2
Coding region: 1-3891 (1296 amino acids)
Biological process (GO): nucleoside metabolic process
Molecular function (GO): protein binding; catalytic activity
Source: RefSeq, a predicted model, not a curated record
AUGGAGGGGCGGCGGUUGUCUCACAGUGAAGAUGGCGCGCUGCCUUACCAUGCAAAACGACGCAAAACUGGCUUCCACCAGGUUGAAAAUGAGGCCAUCCAUGACCGCUAUACAGUUGCCUGGAUAUGUGCAUUGCACAUAGAGAUGGCUGCAGCCCGCGCUAUGCUCGACGAGGAGCACGCGGACUGUCCAUGGCAAGUUAACGAUAUGAAUUCUUACGUGCUGGGGAGCAUCAAAAAUCACAAUGUGGUGAUAGCUUGCCUGCCGACUGACCACUAUGGGACGAAUAAUGCUGCGACUGUUUUGAGUAACAUGAGAAGGACGUUCCCCAACAUUGAGAUCGGCCUGAUGGUAGGCAUUGGUGGCGGGGUGCCGCUCAAAGCUGAUAUAAGACUUGGAGAUAUUGUUGUGGGCGUCAGAGUCAUGCAGUAUGACAUGGGGAAAACACUCAGCAACGGGUUUCAACGGACGGCAGUUCCCAAAAUACCUGACUCUACCAUCCGAACAGUCAUCUCAAAUCUGAGAUCACGACAUGAGCUCAGUGAAAGCCGAGUUCCUUCCAUAUUGUGGGAGAAGAUGGGGACCUACGCUGCUUAUUCUCGACCCAGCGAGCCAGAUCGUCUCUUUCAGCAGUCUUAUCAGCACCCCUCUUCGUUUUCAUCUUGUGAUGAGUGUGACUCGUCUAGGCUAGAGACGAGAAAAAUGCGAUCGUCUACUGACCCGGUCAUUCAUUAUGGAGGUAUUGGCUCGGCAAACACUGUCAUGAAGGACUCGACUGUUCGUGAUGAGAUCGCUCGAGAGCUAGAUGUGCUUUGUUUUGAGAUGGAGGCUGCUGGUCUGAUGGAUAUCAUGCCUUGUCUGCCUAUUCGUGGUAUCUGCGACUAUUCUGACUCUCACAAAUCGAAAGGGUGGCAGAGAUAUGCUGCGGCAACUGCAGCAGCUUACGCAUAUGAGUUCUUGGAACUAUGGAGAGGAGACUCUCAACUAUCGUAUGUUGGCCACCAUCAACCGCAAUCUGAGCACAACAUGGUAUCCGAGCGCCACGAAGAGAUACUCAAAUCUUUAAAUUUCGAAGAGAUCGAUGUUCGCAAAUCCAUUAUCAAAGCCGCGCACUCCAAAACCUGCCGAUGGUUUCUCAAGCAUCCCGAUUACCUUUCAUGGAUAGACCCGCUACAAAUACCGGAACAUCGCGGCUUCUUGUGGAUCAGAGGAAAGCCUGGAGCUGGAAAGUCCACUAUUAUGAAGUUCAUCUAUCUGGAGUCGAAGAAAAAGGACCGCAAACACCAGAGCCUCACUACCUCAUUCUUCUUCAACGGUCGUGGAGAGAUGUUGGAAAAGACUGUCUCAGGCAUGUAUCGAUCUUUACUUUUGCAACUGUUCCAUGGAUUUCCCGACCUCGAAUGCGUCUUGGAUGAUCCGGAUCUUUUGCCCCGAAACCAAAGUGGUUGCCCUCCAUUGAACGUCCUGAAGGACCUGCUCCGUGCCGCAGUAGCCAAGCUUGGCCAAAGAUCAUUCAGAUGCUUCAUCGAUGCCCUUGACGAAUGCGACGAACAGCAAGUUAUGGAUCUAGUCGAAUACUUCGAGGAUUUGGCCGAGCAAUGCACUGAAAAUAACAUCGAUCUUCGCGUCUGUUUCUCCAGUCGCCAUUACCCCUACAUUGAUAUAAAAUACGGCAUUCGUGUCAUCCUCGAGGAGCAAACCGGACAUGCCAGCGAUCUCGAGAGAUAUAUCAAGUCCAAUCUUCGAAUCAAAGACAGACCCCUGCUAGCAGAGCUUCAAGAGAAGAUGCUUGAGAAAGCAGCGGGAGUAUUCCUCUGGGUUGUCCUCGUGGUCGACAUAAUGAACAAAGAGAAUUGCCGCGGGCGCCUGGCCGUGAGGAGACGACUUGAACAGGUUCCGAGUGGUCUAAGUGAGCUUUUCAAAGACCUACUAAAAAGAGACAAUAGCAAUAUGGAGGAACUCCAACUGUCUCUUUUUUGGAUCCUACUCAGCGAACGACCGUUAAAGCCGGACGAAUACUAUCACGCGAUCUGGUCAGGGCUAUAUUUGGAGGGACUGGCAGACCUCAAUGUACCCGAAGUGGACACAGAGGACUCAGAAGACUGCUUUGACCGUUGUGUUAUCAGUUCAUCUAAGGGUUUGGCCGAGAUCACAAAAGUCAAGCACCUAAGAGUUCAAUUCAUACACGAGUCUGUUCGCGACUUUCUCAUCAAGGACAAGGGUCUUCAUGAGCUAUGGCCAGAACUCGGACCAGACUGGGAGAGCGUAGGCCAUGACAGGUUGAAAAUGUGCUGCUAUUCCUACUUCGAAUUUGUUGUCGAGAAGGAAAAGCUCGAAGUCCAAGACUACAAUGCUUUUGAGCUCAAGGUCAUUGCGGAGACUAGGGCGUACCCUUUCCUUCAAUAUGCUAGUCAACUCGUUCUGCAUCACUCUGAAUUUGCAGCAAAUACUGCUGACCAAGAAAUAUUCUUAGAGAGCUUUCGGACUUUUGCUUGGAAAGGGGUCGUCAACGCGUUUGAGAAGUUUAAAGUCCGUAAAUACAGCCCAGAUGCUGGGUUGCUAUAUAUACUUGCGGACAGAGGACAUUCAUCACUCAUACGGAAAAGACUAGAGAGCGAUACUACUCCCAUCAUGCCUUCAGAGAAAGACAGAUAUGUAUAUCCACUUAUAGCUGCCAUGGCUAAAGCGGAUAAAGCCAGCGUCCUUGCGCUCCUGCGUUUACCCUCCGCGCUUUAUGAAGGGAUGGAUAUUACACAAGGGCUAUGGCGUAACAUAGAUGUUGGCGGCUUCGGCCGAACCCCACUUUCUUGGGCUUGCGAGAAUGGAUACUUGGGAAUCGCAAGGGUUCUUGUUGAGAGAGACGCUCAACUCAUAAGUAGCCUUGGAGCGCCGUACUCACCGUUAAUGCUUGCGUCUAAACAUGGUCAUUCUGACAUAGUGAGAUGGCUGCUUGACCACCAUGUGGACAUUCACAAAAAGUAUAAGAAAGAAAGUGCCAUUUGGCUUGCACUAAGCAACGGCCACGCGGAAGUAGUCGAGCUCCUGCUCGAUGCAGGGGCAGGUCUUAACACGUGCGGCGUUUAUGAGACACCUAUCCUAGGUCUAGCUGUUGAAAAAGGCAAUAACAAGGUAGUGAAUCUCCUUUUGCAGAAAGGGGCAGAUGUUGAUACAAAAAACCGUUGGAAAGAGACACCCCUUCAUCUUGCUGCAGAAAUGGAAGGAUCUGAGGCCACAAUGGAAGCACUUCUAAGAUCCGGAGCAGAUAUCGAAGCCAGAGAUCAUGCAAACCGGACACCUCUCAUGUUGGCCGUGAUAAAGGCCUCCAUCGAUGAGAUAGGGUUCCUGAUUAGACAAGGAGCGGAUGCAACGGCUCAAGACAACACAGGUCUCACCUGUCUCCACGCCGCUGUGAAGAGGAACACAGCAAACCUAGAGAUUGUUCGAUUGCUUCUUGAGAAUGAGGCAAAGGCUGAUGCUCGCACCAAAUCUGGCUUAACGUGUCUCCAUAGCCUCGCACAGCGGGCAGAAGCCAUCCCUUCAACCUGCGCCAUAAUUCAGCUGGUCACUAGCCGCGGGACCGACAUCAAUGCCAUGGACAAUACUCUUCAAACACCAUUGCAUCAUGUGACACGUUAUGGAGACUUGGAAACUCUGUCAACGUUCACCGACCAGCCUGGUAUGGACCUCAAUGCUCGCAAUCACCUAGGAAUGACGCCAUUGCACGUGGCAGCUACGCGUAUUUCGUCUGCGAGAGAGAGGCUCGCCAUACUGAUAGGGAAAGGGGCGGAUAUUAAUGCUCUGGAUUAUAAGUCAAGGACGCCGCUUGAUGUCGCAAGGGAAAUAGGUGACGUGGAAGUCUUUCAGUUCCUGAUUGGAAAUGGGGGAAAGUGA